CCUUCCCAAAAAUCCUGUCUUCCUGGAAGAAGCCUCUGACUUCCUUCCCAUCCCACAGAGGAAUCCCCAAGACAGAGCUUUCUCAGACACAACUCAGGAGCCUACACCGGAUCCAUCUGAUCUCAGCGUAAGGCAAACCCUGCCCCUCAGUCCUAUGUUCAGGCUCUUGGUUUCCUGGCUUGUUGCCUGGAUCCUUGUCAAACAAACAGAGAAGGGUGAGGUGUGGCCCAAAGUGCCCAGUCUAUCUGUUUUCAGACUGGACCCAGGGUGGGACUGUGAGCAGGAGAGGGCAGCGCUCAACCGGGAGGUCUGGGCCACGCUGAAGCCAUGGCCUUUGGAGGUCCUGAUCCCUACCUCCCUGCGACCCUGCUGAGCCCGAGGCUGAAGGCUGAAGACAAGACCCUGGACCUGCAGUUUGAGAUCUUGAGUGUGGGAUUUAACGAGGAGGGCAGAUAUGCCCUGAGACUGUCAGCUGAGAACCCACUUCAGGCAGGCUCCAGCGCUGGAGUGCAGUUGCAAGUCAAUGGUGGGAACCCGGUCCCAGCCUGCUCUGCUGUCACUGAGGUCAUUGAGCAGCAGGAUCCUGGCCAGAGCCUCACCUUCACCAGGAACAAAUUUAUCUUUACUUUGCCCAAAGGGUUCUGCAAGAAUGAUGGGCAGAGUGAUGCACUCCUGCGAGUGGAGGCACUGAGGCUGGAAGGACCCUCAGGGCAGGUAGCCCAGAGGGUAGGUGAGGCUAUCUUCCCCAUCUAUCCGCGGCCAGAUGAACCCCGGAUGAACCUCGCAGCACAGGAGCAUGAAGACCUGUACCGCUAUUCUGGCAACCUGGCUCUUCUGCGAGCCAGUGAGGACCCCACAGCCCGCCACUGUGGGGGCCUGGCCUACAGUGUGGCCUUCCACGAGCACAGGGCCCCUAGGGCUUCUGUCUCAAACUGCCUUCCGGAGCCCAGACAGCAAGAAGUGAUGUCACUGCACCCAGAGCUACAGACUUCGCGGGAGGCCCUGAGUGACAAGGCAGAAGUCUUUUCUGUGAGUUCAUCUAGCACCAAAAAUGACCAGGAGAGGCUCAGGCGGGAACCAGGACCCUGGCAGCAUCAGGCUCAGGCUCCUGAAGGACCAGAGGACCCCUUGAAGACCUCCCAGGGCCCAGAGUCUGACCCCAACUACCUGGCUCCCUGUAACAAGGAGAUUGUCGUGGUCACUCUGCAUGGAGCUACCAACCUUCCUGCCUGCAGGGAUGGCUCUGAGCCAUGGCCCUAUGUGGUGGUAAAAACCACAUCAGAGGAAGCCAACAAACAGAGCCCCCAAGCUGUGACCUCUGUGACCUCAGAACCCACCAGAGCCCCCAUCUGGGGAGACACAGUCAAAGUGGAGCUCCAGGCAGAAGACUCAGGACGAGAAGAUGUGAUCCUCAAGGUGAUGGACAACAAUAAGAAAGAGGAGCUGGUGUCCUAUGAAAUCCCCAUUAAGUACCUGCGUGUCUUCCACCCGUACCACUUUGAGUUAAAAAAGUCUGAGAAAGCCGAUGAAGCCACUGCCAAGACCCGCCUGUACGCCACCGUGGUUCGGAAGGGCAGCUUACUGCCCCGCUACAUUGGAUGUGACCAUACGGCCCUGGAGGUCUUUCUUCACGGAGUCAAUGAGCCUCUAGUCAACAGCCCCAACCCCAUGGUGGUGAUUGCUCGGGUGGUUCCCAACUAUACUGAGUUUAAGGCCAGCCAGGCCAGGCGGGACCCUGCCUCUGUGGGGCUGCCUCUCACACAGAUUUCCUUCCCUAUCUCAUCGCCGAUGACUUUUGAUGUGCCUCGGGUCAGCCAGAAUGGGUGUCCUCAGCUGUCCAAGCCUGGGGGACCCCCAGAGCAACCCUUGUGGAACCAGUCCUUCCUCUUUCAAGGCCGAGAUGGAGCCACCAGUUUCUCAGAGGACACAGCCUUAGUGCUGGAGUACUACCCUUCUGCCUCAAUGAGAAGCUGUGAACCAUGGACCCUCAACCAGCCCCUGGGUGUCUCCGUGCUACCACUAAAGUCUCCUCUAUACCACAAGAUGUUGACAGGAAAAGGCUUGAAAGGACUGCAUGUGGAACGGCUCCCCAUCAUUAGGCCAGAAAACUUCUUGACACUAAACAACAGCAAGUCACUGCCUACCCUGAACCCUAAGAUUCUAGAUGAGAAUCUGGGUGUCAUCCGUGAGUCCUGGUCCUUGCGCUCCUCAGACUCCUCUCAGGCAGCAGAAGAGCCUCAGACCUUCCGUGACGUGGAGAUGAACAAUUACCGGCGGGCCAUGCAGAAGAUGGCAGAGGAUAUCCUGGCACUGAGGAAGCAGGCCAACCUUCUGGAGGAAGAGAACCGCGUGCUGAGGAGCCACCUGACCCAGCAGAGCAUAGAAGAAGAGCAGAGCAGAGCUGAAGAGGAGAACCUGGCAGUGUCCAUGAAACAGAGGCUCCUGCUGAGUGAACUGGAUAUGAAGAGGCUGCGUGACCGGGUGCAGCACCUGCAGAAUGAGCUGAUUCGGAAGAACGACCGAGAAAAGGAUCUGCUGCUUCUGUACCAGGCCCAGCAGCCGCAGGCUGCACAGCUGAGGCGGUACCAGGACAAACUGCAGAAGAUGAAGGCUCUGGAGGACACCGUGCGGCAUCAGGAGAAGGUUAUUGAGAAGCUGGAGCAGAUACUGGAAGAAAGGCUCCUAGAGAGGAAGGAGCCAGCACCAUCAAAAAGGCCACAGGGGAAUCCCAUCACAGCCUCUGGCAUUCACCUGGGCCCCACAGGAGAAAACAUGGCCGUUGAUCUUUACUCUGUGCUGCUGGCAGAAAACACAAGGCUGAGGGCAGAGUUGGAAAAGAACCACCAGCAGUCAGCCCCGAUCAUACUACAGCAGCAGGCACUGCCGGUGGAUCCCAGGGAGUUGGGAGCAGGUGGAGACUUGGCAGAGAGUCUACGAGACACAAAUGGCCCAGGCCACUCCACGUGCACAGAGACCCUGCCAGCACAGGUGGGUGUCCCGGGGGGGCGGGGCUACUCCACUGUGCAGGAUGCUUCAGGUACCCCCGCUAUAUAUAAACCCAAAGUCAAUAUGUGGGGUUAUGGUGGCAAGAAGCGGAGGAGUGAUCUCCUCGGUGGUACAUCAGACAAGUUUAACCUCCUGGCCAAGCUAGAACAAGCUCAAAGUCGGAUCUUGUCCCUGGAGAACCAGCUAGAGGACUCAGCUCGCCGCUGGGCACGCGAGAAGCAAAACCUGGCUAUACGACUUCAGGAGCAACAACAUGGCUUCGGACACCUCUCAGACUCCAUCAUCAUAGAUCCGCCUAAUACUGGAGCAGCGAAGGAGCCCCAGCAGCCCUCCAAACUGGAACCCUCACUGCCCAGUUCAGACAUGAAGCUCAAUAGACCCUCAAACUCCCAGAUUGAGCCCUCUAACCCGGAGAAGACCUGAGCCCAGAGCAGGCCUCCUUCCCCAUGUGUUGGCGAGUCAUCCCUCCCUCCAAAGAUGUCUUUACUAAAUGCUAU
Acomys russatus (golden spiny mouse) is the source of this 3503-nucleotide messenger RNA. RefSeq names its product coiled-coil domain containing 33 (gene Ccdc33). The record is from RefSeq and is a predicted model, not a curated record. NCBI's taxonomy places the organism in Eukaryota, Metazoa, Chordata, Mammalia, Rodentia, Muridae. The transcript has 22 exons. The coding region runs from base 328 to 3429 and encodes 1033 amino acids. Gene Ontology annotation, cellular component: peroxisome.